CGAAAGUUUUGUUUACGUUUGUUUUUAUUUUAGAAUUGGAAAAUAAUUAGAAAAGCGCUUUGUGAAUUUAAAAUAAGAAAUAAAGAUGACGGCUAUGCAAGGAGCUUUGUCUGCUGCUGAACGUUCUAUGCGAUCAGUUUUUGUUGGCAAUAUACCAUAUGAAGCAACAGAAGAACAAUUAAAAGAUAUAUUUGCAGAAGUUGGGCCUGUUGUAAGUUUUAGGUUAGUUUAUGAUCGUGAAACAGGAAAACCAAAAGGGUAUGGUUUUUGUGAAUAUAAAGAUCAAGAAAUGGCUUUAAGUGCUAUGCGUAAUUUGAAUGGAUAUGAAUUGAAUGGUCGUGCUCUAAGGGUUGAUAAUGCUGCAAGUGAGAAAAGUAAAGAAGAAUUAAAAAAUUUACAAGCAUCUCUAGGUGGACCACCAGUUGAGAGUCCAUAUGGCCCAGAAGUAUCACCUGAAAAAGCACCUGAUAUUAUAGCAAAAGUUAUGGCUAGUCUACCACCUGAACAACUAUAUGAAUUAAUGAAACAAAUGAAGAUGUCUCUUGAAAAUAAUCCCAACGAAACCAGAAAUUUGUUGGUGCAAAAUCCUCAGCUUACGUAUGCCAUGCUUCAAGCUCAAGUUAUAAUGCGUAUUGUUACUCCAGAAGCAGCUGUUGCUAUGCUUCACAGUCCGAAUGGUCCAGAUCCUAAUCAACCUCCAGUACAACCAGGUCUUCUGCCUACACCAGAUGCUAAAAAUGUACCAACUCCUACGCCUCAGGUUCCUCCUGUAGUUAAUGAUGUUCAGGCUACUUUUCCUUCUGUGGCAACUGGGGUGCCUUCGGGUCCUAUGAAUACAGUACCUGCAAUGGCAGGAGGAAGAGUAGCUCCUGUUCCUCAAGCAAUGUCUCAGACUAGACCAUCCCUUUUAGGAGACAGACCUGUUAUGCCUGGGCCCCCUAAACAAAUGAUGCCAAACCAAUAUAAUAAUCCUGAAAGAAUGGAUUCUAGAGCAAUGGGAGACCACGAUUUGAGAGUUCCUCCAAUGAUAGACAGAGAUAUGAGGCAACCUCCUGUGAUGGCUGACAAAGACAUGAGGCAAUCUCUUGGUGAUCAAGAUUUGCGAACUAUGAAUAUGCCUGCCGGAGCCAUGCCUGAAAAUCGACAGUUUGACCCCAGGUAUCGUGGAAUGCCAGUUGCAGAUCGUGGGCCCACUGGUCCUUCUUAUGAUAGACCUCGAGUUGCACCAAAUAUGGAUCAUCGUCCUGGACCUAAUAUGGAUCAUCGUCCUGGACCUAAUAUGGAUCAUCGUCCUGGACUUAAUAUGGAUCAUCGCUCUGGACCCAAUAUGGAUCAUCGCCCUGGACCCAAUAUGGAUCAUCGCCCUGGACCUAAUAUGGAUCAUCGCUCUGGACCUAAUAUUGAUCCACGUGCUGGACCUAUUAUUGAUCCUCGAGCUGGGCCUACUAUAGAUCCCCGAGCAGGACCUAAUGUUGAUCAACGAAUUCCACCCAGCAUGAAUCAGCGUCAUCCUUCUUACGAUGCAAGACAAAUGGGUGUUUCUAGGAUGGAAGAUCCUCGAAAUUCUGUUGCUCCACCAAAUCCUAAUUCACGCAUGAUGCCUCAAAAUCCAAGAGUUGCCGCUGUCAGUUCUGGGUCCCCUCACAUUGGUAGUUCAUCACCCAAUAUCUCUUCUCCUCGACCUGCUCCAAGUGGAAUAGCUGCUGCUGCUGCAUCAAUAGCGCCUCAUGAUCAAGAAAAGGCUAAUUUGAUCAUGCAAGUACUACAACUGACUGAUGAACAGAUUGCUUUACUACCUCCUGAGCAAAGACAAAGCAUAAUGAUUCUAAAGGAGCAAAUAGCACGUAGUCAGAAUGCUUAAUAUGGUUUAUUGUUAACAUUUGUCGCGCAAGCUGGAAAGAUUAAAUUUUAUUUAUUUCUUUUAACUGCUGACAUAAUUUUCAUCAGUAUCAUAAGUUGUAACUUUUUUGCGUAAUUUAAUUGUGGCUUUGUACUAAAUGAUCUAUAUUUGAGUUCUGUAUAUUUUGCAUUUGAAUAUACUAUAAAAAUAUUUUAUAGCCCCCAAAAAUGAA
Molecule: messenger RNA, 2072 nt
Organism: Uloborus diversus
Lineage: Eukaryota; Metazoa; Arthropoda; Arachnida; Araneae; Uloboridae
Product: cleavage stimulation factor subunit 2-like
Exons: 12
Coding region: 86-1861 (591 amino acids)
Biological process (GO): mRNA 3'-end processing
Cellular component (GO): mRNA cleavage and polyadenylation specificity factor complex
Molecular function (GO): mRNA binding
Source: RefSeq, a predicted model, not a curated record